GAUCACCCCAGUUUACCCCGUAAAGUGUAGAUAAAGUUCAGUGGUUAAGGGGGUGGCUGGAGAAUGGAAAGUAGGCGAGGCCAAAAGGUUGUUUUCAACUCGCAUGUGUGACAUGCACAACGAGCGAACAGCGUUAGCACAUACAUCCCAACUUUUAUAAAUGACAGGAUAAAAAAAAACAUUUAGUAGUUUUGCCUGUGGAUAGGGUCUCCACAUGGCCGGACCUUGUUGCAAGAGUACGGUGUACUUUUUAGUGUUGAAACGCAGUCUCUCCGUCCCUCCCCGAAGCUCCGUAACUACUGUGCGACCUACGCUGUCCAUCGGAAGGCUGAGCGAGCGGGGUGUCCAGGAAGGGUGUUGGGCCGCUCGUCCGAAUGCACUCAGAACGGCUGGUUCUUACCGACACCCCGUUUUUCUGUGUUUCUCCUGUCAGGAAUCCAUGAGCGAGAGUCUGCGAACAUGUUAUGUUUAUUUGAAUCAGACAAGCCGGAGUUUCGCAGCUGUAAUUCAGGCACUGGACGGACAGUUACGUCAUGCAGUGUGUAUUUUCUACCUGGUCCUGCGGGCUCUAGACACAGUGGAGGAUGACAUGAGCAUACCAUUGCAGAAGAAGGUGCCCUUGCUGCACAACUUCCACAACUUCUUGUAUGAUCCAGAGUGGAACUUCACAGAGAGUCAGGAGAAGGACCGGCAAGUGCUGGAGGACUUCCCCACGAUUUCCACUGAGUUCCGGAAUCUGGGCCAGGAAUAUCAGGAGGUGAUAUCCGAUAUCUGCCACCGCAUGGGAGUGGGAAUGGCGGAGUUCCUAGAAAAGAAAGUAGGGUCAAUGAAGGAGUGGGACAAGUACUGCCACUAUGUGGCUGGGCUGGUGGGCAUUGGACUGUCCCGGCUGUUUUCGGCCUCCCAGCUGGAGGACCCUGAGGUCGGGCAGGACCACGAGUUGGCCAACUCCAUGGGCCUCUUUCUGCAAAAGACCAAUAUUAUCCGAGACUACCUGGAAGACCAACGGGAUGGACGGGCCUUCUGGCCAAAGGAGGCUUGGAACCAGUUUGCUAACCACCUGGAAGAUUUUGCGAAGCCACAGCACCUAGACUCCGCCCUCGCCUGCCUGAACCUGCUUGUGACCGAUGCCCUCCAUCAUGUUCCAGACGUCAUCAGCUACCUGACGCACCUCCGCAACCAGAGCGUCUUCAAUUUCUGUGCCAUCCCUCAGGUAAUGGCGAUAGCCACACUGUCUGCAUGCUACAACAACCCGCAGGUUUUCCAAGGAGUGGUGAAGAUCCGGAAGGGCCAAGCUGUAACACUCAUGAUGCAGGCGACCAACAUUGGUGCUGUACGGACCAUCAUCUCUCAGUACAGCCAGGAGAUUCUACAGAAGGUGUCCCUCACAGACCCAUCUCGGGACAAGACGCUGCUGAUCCUGCAUCUCAUCCGUGAAAAGACUCAGUCUCAGGACAUGCUCCUGUCCCGUGCGCACCACCUGUCACCUAUCUACCUGUCCGCUGCCAUGCUGCUAGCUGCCCUGAGCUGGCAGUAUCUGAGCGCCACAACUGGGCAAGCUGCCGGUACUGCGGACAUGCAGGGCCACUAGAGGGUGCCAGGAAACCCACAGACUAAAGGUGCUCAUAAACCAAAUACGGCAACCGCACAGGGUGACGCAUCGUACCCCGAAAUUCAAUUUAAUGGGUGGUAAUGUGGGUGGGUUCCGUCUGAUAGAUGGCUCCAUGAGAUCAAUACGAAGAGGGACAUCUACCACAGAACACUGUCGGCAUCUGAUUGGAUAGCAGUACUUUCAUUUGGUUUGGUAAAAAGGAAAAAUAUGGCGGACUGUUAACUUUAUAACUUUUACUUGUUCCUCCUAAACAGUCCACUAAAUAUGUUUCUGAAAACAUUUGAGUUGAGAAAUAAGCAAUACAGUUGAAGAAUCUUGAUAUUUUAUUUCAAACACCGAGGUUGAAAGUUUGAUCCUAGUUUUGUGAGCCCGGUGAGCUGUGCUGGACACGAUUGAUUUGCAUGGGCAGACACUAUAUGCAAAAGUCACUAUAUCACUAUACAGGUCAAACAUACACAGCACUCGCCGGACUAUGAACAUCACGUACCGCAAGGCUCUCCAUAGACAAUGAAUGGAAUGUGUUGCGUGCUGAAUUUGGUUUGUGAGCACCUUAAGAGGGUCCUCAGGAAACUGCCGCCUGUGAAGCUCUCUGCUUCAUCAGUCUGAAAGCUGUUUUGUGAUUUCAUUGCACAGUGGGAAUGGAAACAGAAGUGGGCAUUGGUUGCAUUCAAAGGUAGUGAGCAUUGUGCACACAUUUUUUCACAGCCUGCAACAGAGUGUAGUAUUGACAAGUUUUGUAUGAUUGGUUGACUGAGAACAUGUGUUCAUUUGUAAUUACCUAAUUUCCUUCACUGAAUAAUUGGUAAAUUAUUCAAUGUCA
Messenger RNA from Conger conger (European conger), 2432 nucleotides. RefSeq names its product farnesyl-diphosphate farnesyltransferase 1 (gene fdft1). The transcript is spliced from 7 exons. Gene Ontology annotation, biological process: cholesterol biosynthetic process; farnesyl diphosphate metabolic process. The record is from RefSeq and is a predicted model, not a curated record. Gene Ontology annotation, molecular function: squalene synthase [NAD(P)H] activity. Gene Ontology annotation, cellular component: endoplasmic reticulum membrane. Lineage: Eukaryota; Metazoa; Chordata; Actinopteri; Anguilliformes; Congridae. The coding region runs from base 215 to 1591 and encodes 458 amino acids.